AUGUUGCUGCAAGCCAACGACAUCCGCGAGUCCAGUGUGGAGGAGGAUGUAGAGUGGUACCAGGCACUGGUCCGCAGCGUGGCCGAAGGGGACCCACAGGCAUACCGGGCCUUGCUGACUUUUAUCCCUCCACCUGGGGCCAGCCACCUCCAGCUGGCCCUGCAGGCCACCCGAAUAGGGGAGGAGACCAUCCUUCGCGACUUAUCUGGGAACAGAGUGCAGGAGGAGAGCCUAGCUGGGGACCUGGACAUCCCUGCCCUGCAGAAGCGGGUGCUGACCAAUGACCUUGGGAGUCUUGGCAGCCCCAAGUGGCCACAAGCAGAUGGAUAUGUGGGGGACAUUCAGCAGGUGAGGCUGUCUCCUCCCUUCCUUGAGUGCCAGGAGGGCCGGCUUCGUCCUGGCUGGCUGAUCACACUCUCAGCAACCUUCUAUGGACUCAAGCCAGAUCUCAGCCCAGAGGUCAGGGGGCAGGUGCAGAUGGACAUAGAUCUCCAGAGUGUGGACAUCAAUCAGUGUGCAAGCGGCCCAGGUCUUUUUUCAGGUGGGAAAGAUCUUUCAAAGAAAGCCCCAUACGAAUACAUACUGUGUUUGUUGUCCCCACAGUGUGUCCCACUAGAGAGUCAGGGCUUUGUCCUUGGUCAAUACCUCUGCCGCUGCCGACCUGGAUUCUACGGGGCGAGCCACUCUGGGGGGUUAGAAGAGAGUGCCACCCAGACUACCGGGCAAUUCGGGUCCCUACAAGGCAGCUCUGGGAGGCUACUGCAGUGCCAGCCAUGUCCCGAGGGUUGCACCAGCUGCAUAGAUGCCACACCAUGCCUGGUGGAGGAGGCCCUGGCACUGCGAGCUGCAGUGCUGGCCUGCCAGGCCUGCUGCAUGCUGGCCAUCUUCCUGAGCAUGCUGGUCUUCUACCGCUGCCACCGGAGCAAGAGGAUCUGGGCAUCUGGAAUUGUCCUGCUGGAAACCAUCCUUUUUGGAUCCCUGCUCCUCUACUUUCCUGUCUUCAUCCUGUACUUCAAGCCCAGUGUAUUCCGCUGCAUUGCUCUUCGCUGGGUCCGGCUGCUUGGUUUUGCCAUUGUCUACGGCACCAUUACACUCAAGCUUUAUAGAGUGCUACAGCUGUUUCUGUCUCGGAAGGCCCAGCGGGGCCCCCAUCUGAGCAGCGGGCGGCUGCUGCAGCGCCUGGGACUGCUCCUGCUGCUCGUGCUAGGCUUCCUGGCCAUAUGGACGGUGGGCAUCCUGGAGCAAGACAUCCACCAUGCACCUCUAGUGAUCCAAGGCCACACUCCCACUGGCCGCCAAUUCUACCUCUGUCACCACGACCGCUGGGACUACAUCAUGGUUGGGGCUGAGAUGCUGCUCCUGUGCUGGGGCAGCUUCCUCUGCUAUGCCACCCGGGCUGUACUCUCAGCUUUCCAUGAACCACGCUACAUGGGCAUUGCCUUGCACAACGAGCUGCUGCUCUCUGCUGCCUUCCACACAGCCAGGUUUGCGCUGGUCCCCUCCCUGCACCCAGACUGGACCCUUCUCCUCUUCUUCUUCCACACCCAUGGCACAGUCACUGCCACACUGGCUCUGAUCUUCAUCCCUAAGUUCUGGAAGCUGGGGGCUCCACCCCGGGAAGAGAUAGUGGACGAGGCGUAUGAGGAAGAGCUGGAUCUGCAGCGUUCAGGCUCCUACCUUGACAGCAGCAUCGCCUCAGCCUGGAGCGAGCGCAGCCUGGACCCGGGAGACAUUCGGGAUGAACUGAAGAAGCUCUAUGCCCAGCUUGAGGUCCACAAGACCAAGGAAAUGGCUGCGAACAACCCUCACUUGCCCAAGAAGCGGGGCAGCUCCCGCCAGGGGCUGGGCCGCUCCUUCAUGAGGUACCUGGCCGAGUUCCCUGAGGCCCUGGCCCGGCAGCACUCUCGGGACUCAGGGUCCCCAAGUUGCAGCAGUUUGCCUGGCUCCUCCCGAAGACGGCUCCUCAGCUCCAGCCUCCAGGAGCCGGAGGGGCCACCGGCUCUGCGCCAGUCCCACAGCACCUAUGACCAGCACAGGGAGCAAGACCCACCUCUCGUUGACUCCCUGCUGAGGAGGAAGCUGGCCAAGAAGGUCUCACGGGCAGAGAGCCGGGACUCCAUGGAGGUGCCUCCUGCCCUGGGCUUCAGGUCCGCCAGUGCCCACAACCUGACUGUGGUGGAGAGGCUCCCCAGAGCCCGCCCGGCCUCCCUGCAGAAGUCGCUCAGCGUGGCUGGCUCCAGGGAAAAGGCCCUGCUGGUGGCCAGCCAGGCCUACUUGGAGGAGACCUACCGGCAGGCGAAGGAACGAGAGGAGCGAAAGAAGGCCGAGGCAGCCAUGGUGAGCCCAGUGCGGAGGCCAUCAGCCAGAAGGAUGCCACAGGCUCGAGGGGCCCCCCUGUCAGCCCCUCCUUCCCCUGCCAAAAGCAGCAGCAUAGACAGCUCUCACAACUCAGGGAAGCUUCAUGAGGAGGCUGGGAGAAGGCUGCCCCAUCCACCCAUCAGGCACCAGGUCUCCACACCCAUCUUGGCCCUUUCUGGGGCCUGCCUGGGAGAGCCCAGGAUGCUGUCUCCCACCUCCACCUUGGCUCCAGCUCUGAUGCCAGUUCUAGCCCCCACCCCAACCCCUGCCCUGGUACCAGUCCCAGUAGCCCCUCCAACCCCUAGCUUACUCUCCUUUAUCUGCCCAUGGGAGAAUGCAGAACUGCCAGUCAAGAAAGAAAAUGUAGCCCAGGAAGCCUCCUCAGGACCAGAGCGUGGCAGCCACUCCCCCGCCCCACCUCGAGCCAGGUUCUGGAGGGCCCUGUCUGUUGCAGUGGAGAAAAAGGGGCCUGGGGAGAAUGAGGUGGACACAGAGGACAGGCAUCUCCAGGGAGAAGCAGAUGAUGUGGAUGAGGAUAGGCCCAAGAUCUUCUCCAAAUCCCACAGCCUCAAGACCCCUGUGCAGCAGGGUUCUAUGCGCAGUCUGGGACUGGCCAUCAAAGCUCUAACCCGCUCUCGGAGCACAUACAAAGAGAAGGAGGGUGGGGAGGAGAGUUCUGAGGGGGAGAAGGAUAGAGCUGCAGCGGAGAGUGUGGGGACAGCCUCUAGAUCUCCCAGGCUAGGCCGGCCCAAGUUGGUGAGUAAGCAGGCUGCCCUUGCUCCCUGCGAUGAUGAGGAGUCCCUCCAGAAUCAACAGAAUGCUCACACCAGCAGAAUGCUCCGGGUCUGUCAACAGGAGGGCAGCAGGGAAAAAGAAGACAGAGGCAAUAGGGCAUCCCAAGGUCUAGGGGAGCAGAAAGUUGAGAAAGCAGGUAAAACAGGGCCUGCCACACUGAGGCAAAUUUUUAGGGAUAAAAAUCUUGAGCAAACCAAAGAAGCCACCAUGGGGUGGCGGGAACCCUCCAAAGCUGGCCUCUGGUCCCUGGGCAGUACUGACCACAGGAUGGUAGAUGUAUGCCCCUGGGAAGUCACUGAGUCGGAAAUAUGUCACCCUGACAGCAGCAACAAGGCUGAAAUCUGCCCCUGGGAGGUGAGUGAAGGAUCCCCUGAGAGGAAGGCAUUAAGACAAACUCUAGAUGACUUCCAAGAAGAGAGGGGGAAAGCCCUAGAAAAAUCAGAGCCUAAAGAUGUUGUUGCGAUUGCCCGGAAAAAGCCAGAGAGGUUGGUGAGGGGGCAGGAAGCCGUGUGUCCCUGGGAGAGCACUGAGCCUGGAGGUCUGUCCCCUCAGUCAUCCCCUCAGGACUCUGACAGAAUCAAGCGCAGGUCUGAGGCAGCAGGCAGUGAGGAGGCUAGGAAGGUGGAGAAGUCUGACAGGGCCACAGCAGAGAUAUGUCCCUGGGAGGCAAGUGAAGGAACAGAGGAUGGGAAGCCAGCCCAGGAGGUGGUAAAGGAACUCCCUCAGGAAAAGCAGCAAACUUCUAAGAAACCAAUCUUUUGGAAGGAACAAAAACUGGGUGGAGACUUGGAGUCUCUUUGUCCAUGGGAGAGUACAGAUUUUCGGGGCCCCUCAGCAGUCUCAAUUCAGGACCCAGGAAGCCCACAGUGCUCAGGGAGUUUGGGUGGCAGCACAGCUGAGAUAUGUCCACAGGAGGCAGGAGAAGCGCCUACUACGCAGAAAGCAGAAAUCUGCCCUUGGGAGCUGGAUGAUGAGGUAAUGGGGCAGGAAAUGCUAAGUCAGGGGACAGGCAGAGAAUCUCUUCAAGAAAAGGAAAAAUCCUCCAGAAAAGGAAGCUUAGGAGAGAUGACAGAACAAACUACGAAGGCAGGGCAGAAAUUAAGUCAAUGGCAGGAAUCAGUGUGUCCCUGGGAGAGCACAACCCCUGAGCACUCCAGCCUAUGUCUAGACAAUUCCUCAUCCAAAGCUGGCAGUCAACUCCCAAGCAAUGGAAAAAACAGAGCAACACAGGUGGGUCCAUGGGAAGAUCUCAAGUCAGAGGUACAGGACAAAACAGAAAUCUGUCCUUGGGAGGUGAAUGACACAACAAAGGAGGACUGGACCUCAGAACAGGAACCAAAAGGAGGUGAAUCUCAAAAGGACAAGGAGAAAAUGCCUGGAGAAUCAGGAAUUGAUGUCACAGCUCGGGAAAAGCCUGAGGGGCAGAUCCAAAAGCAGGAAGCAGUCUGUCCCUGGGAGAGUACAGACCCUGGCAGCUUCCCACCACAACCAGGUCUUCAAAACAGAGAGAGACACCCUGCCACUUCUUUCCAGAUGUCAGGCAGUGUGGGGAGCAAAGCUGCUGAGAUUUGUCCAUGGGAUGUGGAGGAACCCCCAACUGCUGAGAAGGCAAAGAUCUGUCCCUGGGAGGUGGAUGCUGAAGCCAGGGAGGAAAGGGAUCUGGGAGUUGAGGCCAUUAGGAAGUCUCCAAAUCAUACACAAAAGACUUCUGCAGAUUCUAGACCCAAGGAGAUAGCUGUUACCACUCCAAAGAAGUCAGAGAGGCCAGCCCCAGAGCGGGAGGUGGCCUGUCCCUGGGAUAGCCUGCGUCCAGGGGACUCCCCUCAGCUUUCAGACACUCUGGAUGCAGACAGCACAAGAGCUGGGUACCAGGAACUGGACCAGGCAGGGAGCAGGCCAGCUGAAGUAUGUCCCUGGGAAGUACAAGAAUCUCCUACCAGUGAAAAAGCCAAGAUCUGUCCCUGGGAGGUAAAUGAAGGAGCUCCUGAGAAGGGGCUAGAACAAGACAUGGAGAGUGGAUCAGUAGGGCAGAGGGAGAAAACUCCAGGAAAGGUGAGACUGACCUCCGUGGGGGAAGACAUGUCAAAAUGGGUGGCGAAACUGAGUCCAGAACAAGAAGCUAUCUGUCCUUGGGAGAACAAGGACUUGAAGGAAUCUUCUGCUGAGGGCCCCAGGGCCUCAGACUCAUCCAGCAGCGUGAGUAGCAAACUGGCAGAGGUGCAUUCCUUGGAAGCAACAGAGAAGGGGGACCUGAGACAAGUCCCAAAGACAGGCUCCCUCCCAGAACACAUGACUCAAGAAAAAACUCCAGCUUCAAAAGCAGGAUUCAGUACUGAAAAUGGAGAAAAAACAAGCAACAAGCUACAAUCCAUCUGUCCAUGGGAGAGCAUGGCCUCAGAAGGUUCUUUCGCCCACCCUGACCAGCCUACAGCCAGCUCCCAGAGACUGGUUAAUGUUGGGAGCAGAGUUGCUGAGGUAUGCCCAUGGGAUGCUUCUGACCCUGAAGUAUAUAACCCUAAUAACAGUGCUAAGGAUGAGAUCUGUCCCUGGGAAGUGACUGAAAGAAUCCCUGUAAAAGAGGUAUCAAGACAGGAUGGAAAAGAGGAAUUUCAAGAGGACAGAGGCCCAGAAAAACCAGAGCCCAUGGGUGUGCCAGUUCAGAAAAAGCCAGGGAUGACAGACUUGGAGAAGCAUGAGGCUGUGUGUCCCUGGGAGAGUGAAGAUUGUGGGGGUCUAUCUUCUGACAGAAGUAAAGGCAGUUCUGAGGCAGCAGGCAGCAUGGGAGCCAGGGUAGCAGAAGUGUGUCCGUGGGAAGUGGAAGAGGCUUCUUCUACCAAGAAAGCAGAGAUCUGCCCUUGGGAGACUGGUAAAGGAGGAGCAGAUGAGCAGGGGCUGGAACAGAAGAUGGACAGAAGCUCACAAAGGCAAGGAGAGUCGUUCCCUCAGAAGGCGGGGGAUGGAGGGACUGAAGAACACUUUUCAAAAGCACCAGCAAAAUGCAGCAGUGAGCAGGACACAGUCUGCCCUUGGGAAGGCUCGGACUUGGGGGCGCCUAUCCCCCAGGGAGCAAGCAGUAUUGGGAGCAGAAUGGCAGAGCUUUGUCGAUGGGAAGUCACUGAUCCAGAAGGAAAUAAGAUAAAGGGCACUAUGGCAGACAUCUUUCCUGGGGAGGAACCCGGAGCCCCAUCUGAGGAACCUGGGCUCCUGGCUUUAACAGCAACUCGGACAGAAAUUUUCCCCACAUCCCCUGAGAAACCACUAUGCCUUUCAGUCCAUGGACCUCUGGAUCAUCAUUUCCUUCCAGAAAGCAAAAGCCCCCACCCUAAGGCAAGCAAGGCAGCCAGUACUUUCCCUCUAGAAGGUGUCAGAGAACUACAAGGACCUUCAGGGCUUGAGCCAUUAUCCAGCUUAGCCCCAGAGCCCCCAGAGAGUCUCCAAGAAGCUGAGACUCAGAAGUCUUCCUCCUUAACUGAAGACCAAGAACAAGUGGCUUUUGAAGCUGAAAAUGAAGAACUCAUCCCUCCAACUGUCUAUCCUUGGGACUGGGAGUAACAGAUCUAUCAGGUGAGGUUAAACACAGCUUUCAGGAACCAAGGUCCCUGCCAAGUCCAAGCGUUCCCAAAGAGCUAAAUAAAAAACAACUUGGCCACUUCUCCUUCUUGAGAAGGCCAGAGUUCAACUUGUUCUAAAAACAAAUUGUAUAAGAAGGGUGCAGCUCAGACCCCAAUGGGGAAGGCCUACCCUCUCUUUACUUUUAACUUUCUUCCUACUCAAGGAAAUAAAAGCUAGACCCCUGCUUCUCAAGACUCCUCCCAUCCAUCUAAAGCACUCAUCACAAGUCAUCUGAGUAUGGACACUCACUUGUAAAGCCAAUGUGAGGGACGAAAGGAAGUCAGCCAUGAUGGUCCUGCAUUGUCUCUUAGGGAGACCCAAUUCUUCCCUGAAGUCUACAGAGGUCCAGUCUUUGAAAAGAAACUAAACCUCAUUGGCAACAUAGGGACGGUGGACCAUAGAAUGCUAUAAAAGUCACCAUAAGAAGCUCAAGAAGCUAUUUAACUCAAACUCAAAGAUAAAUUGGGGAAAAACUAAAAUGACUCAAAAUAGGUGCCUGAAAUGCCUUAAGGCCCGUGUCAUUUUGACUCUGAAUCUCCCAUUUCUACUUUAUUGCUUCUUACACCUGCCCUACCUGACUGCUGAAGUAGAAACAAUCAGGCACUCUGACAUCCAUGUCAACAUCUGGCAUCCAGAGCAACAUCAGAGACACAGAAGGAAAAGCAAUUUCUUCAGGUCCUCCCUACACUGGUCAAGGGCACUCUCCCUUCCAGACAUCUUCAGUAUGCUUCUUGCUAAUCUUUUAGGGGAUCUCCCCCUCUUUCUGCCCUAGCUCUUGCCAGCCUCUAGCACUCAUCUCCCUGGCUCAUUCUCCUCCCCAUAACCUUUCACACUAUGGUCAACAGGACCCCUCUCUUCUGCCAAAACAACUAGAACCAAGGGGAAUCUCUGGUUUGAUGUGAGAACCACUCGUUGCUUAGUAAUAAGAGGCCACCUCAGUUUCCUUCCAGAGAAGGCCAGGAAAGAAAGGAGAAUGCUGUAUACCGUCAGCAUUGUAACUACUUAUGUCCUCAGAAAGGGCAGUGCUACCGGGCAGGUUAGAAGCCUGAGGGCCAGCAAAAAGCAUACUAAAUACAAAGCCUUCUUUCUUAGGGAGCUUUUUCUUCACUUACUUCUCUUCUCUCAACAACUCAGGCUACCCUUGCUUACGGCAGUACCAGAUAACAGAAUGCUGGGAUUAGAUAUUACCAGAGGGAAAUGAGAAAAGAAAAACAUACAAAGAAGUCCCAGGAUUGGUAGAGGUGAGGUGGGGUGGAAACAGGCAGGCUAAACAUGGCAGAGGUGGAUGGGGGUACUAAAGAUGGCAGUAAACCCCACCCUCUAACAAUACAAAGACUGGUGUCAUUCAUGAAGAGAAAAAAAGACAAAGAAAAAAUAAAAAAGAGGGGACCAAAUUCCCAAUGGGGAGAAAACAAGCUGUAAAGUCUAGUCUGCAUAUAAACACUGAGCUUAGAAUGUCAUGAUGUAUUGUGCAAGAAAAAGAAAAAAUAACCAGGGCACUUAAAGGGCUUCACAGAGAAAGUAGCAAAGUGCUCCAUUUCCAAAAGAGAACAGAGGAAUAGAGUAACCUACUCUCCUUCCAGGACCAGAUAACCUCCUUCCCACACCCAGGCCCUCCCACCUACCCAGGUUCCUGUCACUUGCCCUGGGCUUUUAAAGCAGUAAUUGAAGUGUGUCCUUGCUCUGGGCUCUAGUUAACCCCACGGCUUCUGAGCCAAUGUGGAUUUUGCUAUGCACGCCAAAACAAUCCCACUGGGUCUCGUCUAGCUGGGAAUAGCAAAUAGCAAAUAGCACACUUGCCCCCCAAACCUACUCUUGUGAAAUAAACCAUGCGGAAAAAAAAAUAAAGAAUGCUUUUUCUUGACCAGUACAGUUGGCUCUACCUUAUUCAAAAUGGCGAUUUGGUCAACAUUUUUAAACAGGAACAAUAGAUAAGGAAAAAACAAUGCCUAUUCCAAAGGCCAUGGUAACAAUA
Molecule: messenger RNA, 8740 nt
Organism: Otolemur garnettii (small-eared galago)
Lineage: Eukaryota; Metazoa; Chordata; Mammalia; Primates; Galagidae
Gene: GPR179
Product: G protein-coupled receptor 179
Exons: 11
Coding region: 1-6705 (2234 amino acids)
Biological process (GO): G protein-coupled receptor signaling pathway
Cellular component (GO): membrane
Molecular function (GO): G protein-coupled receptor activity
Source: RefSeq, a predicted model, not a curated record